Molecule: messenger RNA, 1105 nt
Organism: Prorocentrum cordatum
Lineage: Eukaryota; Dinophyceae; Prorocentrales; Prorocentraceae
Source: the annotation of a GenBank genome assembly
AUGAGGGAGGACUUCCACCGCACGCGGCCAGGGCCGUUCCUGGCUGGGCACUGCUCCCUGCACUGGGUGGGCGAGACGUACGCUCGGCUGCGGGACCUCUUCGGGCGGGAGCGUAUCAUCGUGAUCGCCCAGUUGCAGGAAACGCUGAGCUGGCUGCGCCGUGCCAGCGCCGACGAGACCUCUGCCGCAGCGCUGGCCGGCCGCGCAUCUCUGCUGCCGAUGUUGCGGGGCCGCCUGCUGGAGACCGAGCGCGCCUGCGCUCGCCUGCUCGCCGACGGCGGGUCCGACUACGACGGGCCAGACGUCAACGCCGCCACGGUGCUCCACGUGCUGCGCGGCGACGCGAGUGCGCUGGGCGAGAGGCAGUCUCGGAGGGUGGUGCCUCGGCGGGGCGUCGGCAGCCUGUUGCUCCUGCUGGUGUCUCACGGCAACGCCCACCCGGCUCAUGCCGGCGCGCGCCAGCACGAGUGGUAUCUGCACUUCCCGUACCCGGCGCCCGCCGGCGACGACCAUUUGUACGACGCCGUGUCCUACAGGGGCUUCGAGCAGGUGGACCCGCACCCCGAGUGGGACUGGGGGGCGCCCAAGCGGCGCUGGCGGCUCUACGCGCAGAUGCUCUUCCAGGCGCACCACGAGGCCCUGGUGCAUGCACCCCGCCGCCGACUGGUGCUGUUCCACCAGUUCUGCCUCAGCGGCGGCGCAGCGGAGUUCAUGCGGAAGCCUGGCUACAGGUCUUACUUCGGCACUCGGCAGUGGCCGAUCUUCACCGUGGUGACCGCAGGCUGUUUCGAGCCUGCGCUGGGGAACUUUGUAGACAUCUGGACCCGGGAGUUCGCCGAGGCCGCUCAGGACGGCCGCGGCAGCAGCCGCACCCUUGGAGACGUGUACGACGCCGCAGAGCGGAAGUACUGGGAGGCCAACCCGGAGCUGCGCAGCCUCAACGCGCGGCUGGCGCGAGCAGGGGAGGCCGCGGCGCCCGAGAGCGAGGACGCCCCCACGACGGUCGGCACCAUCGGCUGCGAGUCGGGGCAGGACGGCGGACUGGCGGCUGGUGUCGCCGCGGCGCGGCGGCCGCGGCGGCGCAGCUCGGAACAGGCCGAGCAAG